Plasmodium inui San Antonio 1 is the source of this 471-nucleotide messenger RNA. RefSeq lists its product as hypothetical. The annotation marks the transcript as partial. NCBI's taxonomy places the organism in Eukaryota, Apicomplexa, Aconoidasida, Haemosporida, Plasmodiidae. The record is from RefSeq and is a predicted model, not a curated record. The transcript has a single exon.
AUCGUUCUCAACAACUUUAAGGACCAAGAUAUAAAUGAAAUAAUCGAUUCGGUGUAUGAUAAUUUAUUCGGCAAGGCGAUGCUUGAAGGAGGGAUAAGUUUGGACAAAAAUGCCAAAAGGGCGAUGCACACCAUCAACAAGCAUUUAUCCUAUUAUUUGGGAAAAUUAAAGAGUCCCUAUAGCGUGGAUGGGAACAUUGAGGUGGAACACGUGCAGAGGAGCCAUCAUACUAUUCAAACAACCAUGAGGAUGAUGGAGGAGUAUCACAAUAGACUGUUUUUCUACUACGUCAUAGGGGAUAAAUUGCCCGAGUACGAUCAUGACUCUUUUAUAAAUGUGCAUAGGAAAACGUUUACCUUAUUCAUAAAUGAGCUAGUUACUAUGGAGGAGCCUCAGUUAAAUAGAUGUGUACUCGAGUCAGGGAUACUCAUGGUGGAAGCCCACGGAGGACGGUUGACAAGGACACGUUGA